GUAUGUGGAAAACCUUUGCCUUGUGGUAAUCACACAUGUGAACAAGUUUGUCAUGCUGGUCCCUGUGGAGACUGUCCUCGUUCUGGGAAAAGGUCCUGUCCGUGUGAAAAAUCAAAGUUUACAUUGCCUUGUACAGAAGAUGUGCCCACUUGUGGUGAUAGUUGUGACAAAGUUCUGGAAUGUGGCAUCCAUAAAUGUUCACAGCGCUGUCAUCGAGGUCCCUGUGAAAUAUGCAGACAGGAAGUUGAAAAGCAGUGUCGCUGUGGAAAGCACACUAAACGCAUGCCAUGUCAUAAGCCAUAUCUGUGUGAAACAAAGUGUACUAAAAUUCGUGAUUGCCAAAAACACCAGUGUAGGAGAAAGUGCUGUUCUGGAAACUGUCCACCUUGCGAUCAAGUCUGUGGGCGGACUCUAGGCUGUAGAAAUCACAAAUGUCCUUCAGGCUGCCACAGAGGUAGUUGUAAUCCAUGUCCAGAGACUGUAGAUGUGAAAUGCAAUUGUGGAAAAACUGUAAUUAAAGUGCCCUGUGGCAGAGAGCGCACCAUCAAACCUCCCAAAUGCAAACAGCUGUGCAGUCGACCACCUACCUGUCACCACUCUACCCAGGAGAAACACUUUUGCCACUUUGGUCGGUGUCCUCCAUGUCGUCAGCCCUGCCAGAAAACAUUAACCUGUGGUCAUUUGUGCCCUGUUUCUUGCCACGACGAAGCACUUGUGAAGCAAACUGCCUUACAUCAGUCUGCAGGUCCUUGGGAACAGCCAUCUGAGCCAGCUUUUAUUCAAACUGCAUUACCAUGCCCUCCUUGUGAGGUUCCUAUACCAGUGGAGUGUCUUGGGCAGCAUGAGGUCAGUCAAUUACCAUGUCACUCUGCAAAUCCCUACUCCUGUAAAAGAUUUUGUGGACGGCUUCUUGAUUGUCAGAAUCACACCUGUAUGAAAGAAUGUCAUCAUGUCACUAAACUGAACAGUAGUACAGAUGGAAAGAAGGCAGGUCCAGAAUGUUCGCAGUGUGAAGAGGAGUGUACCAAGUCCCGGCCAUCUGGCUGUCCUCACCGAUGUGUUUUGCCCUGUCAUCCUGGGGAUUGCCCAUCAUGUCUCCAGAUGCUUAAAAUAAAGUGUCACUGCAAACUAUCAGUACUGUAUAUUGAAUGCUUAAAACUAACAUGUGCUGAUUUAAAAGAAAAGGAGCUUCUUAUUUCCUGCAAAAACCAGUGUCCAAAAGAGUUGCCCUGUGGUCACCGAUGUAAAGAGAUUUGCCAUUCAGGUAGCUGUCCCCUGAACUGCAGCCAGAAGGUUAAACUCCGAUGUCUCUGUAAGAGACUGAAAAAGGAAAUACAGUGCAGCAAGAUACAAGAAGGCCAAGUUUCACUGGAAUGUGAUGCAUUAUGCAAGGAGAUGAAACGGAAAGCAUCUGAGAUAAAAGAGGCAGAAGACAAAGCUGCUAUUGAAGAAGAGAAACGAAGACAACAGGCUGAACUGGAAGCUUUUGAAAACAGAUUAAAAGGGCGAAGAAAGAAUAAGAGAAGAAAGGAUGAAGUAGAAGUUGAACAAUCAUCAUGGCAAAAAUACAAGAACCUCAUUAUGCUGCCAGUGUUUGGAGUUGCUGUUGUGAUAGUUGCGUGGCUCAUGGUCUACAAUGACUGACACAGCUCAAUAUUUAAUAUACCUCAGUCAGGCUUUAGGUAGCUAUUAUUCCUAAAACGUUAGUCUGUGUGUAACAGAACCUAGUAUGCAUAGAUUAUGUAUGUAUACUGUUUGCCAAGAAAAGUGCAGAGGAGGGAGGAAAUGUCACCUUUUGUGUUAUUAAAUUCACAGCACAAAACUGAAUUCAGACACUGAAAAUAAUAGUAGAUUUUAGAAUACACUGAAGUGCUGGUGUAAUUUGUCUGACUGAGAUCCGUUAACAUCUCUUCUAUUAAUAUAUUGUGUUACUUUUCCUUGUCU
Molecule: messenger RNA, 1944 nt
Organism: Antrostomus carolinensis (chuck-will's-widow)
Lineage: Eukaryota; Metazoa; Chordata; Aves; Caprimulgiformes; Caprimulgidae
Gene: NFXL1
Product: nuclear transcription factor, X-box binding like 1
Exons: 15
Biological process (GO): regulation of DNA-templated transcription
Cellular component (GO): nucleus
Molecular function (GO): zinc ion binding; RNA polymerase II transcription regulatory region sequence-specific DNA binding; DNA-binding transcription factor activity, RNA polymerase II-specific
Source: RefSeq, a predicted model, not a curated record